GUGACAGGCCCGGUUCCAGCCUGUGGCGGCGGCCGCAGCGCGGUAUUCGUCAUGGAGCCGGCGCCGCGGAGCUGUCCGUGGCCGCGGUGGCUGCUGCUGUUCCCGCUGCUCCUGGGCCUCAGCGCGGGAGCUGUCAUUGACCGGCCGGCAGUAGAGGGCAAGGAAGUAUGGGACUACGUGACUGUCCGGAAAGACGCCCACAUGUUCUGGUGGCUCUAUUAUACCACCAACCCCUGCAAGAACUUCUCACAGCUGCCCCUGGUCAUGUGGCUUCAGGGUGGUCCAGGCGGUUCCAGCACUGGAUUUGGAAACUUUGAGGAAAUUGGACCCCUUGACAGUGAUCUGAAACCACGAGGGACCACCUGGCUCCAGGCUGCCAGCCUUCUCUUCGUGGAUAACCCCGUGGGCACCGGCUUCAGUUACGUGAACGCGAGUGACGCGUAUGCCAAGGACCUUGCUACGGUGGCUUCGGACAUGCUGGUCCUCCUGAAGGCCUUCUUUGAUUGCCACAAAGAAUUCCAGACAGUUCCAUUCUACAUUUUCUCUGAGUCCUAUGGAGGAAAAAUGGCGGCUGGCAUCGGUCUGGAGCUUUAUAAGGCUGUUCAGCAAGGAACCAUCAAGUGCAACUUUUCUGGGGUUGCUUUGGGCGAUUCUUGGAUCUCUCCUGUUGAUUCGGUGCUCUCCUGGGGACCUUACCUGUACAGCAUGUCUCUCCUUGACGACACAGGUCUGGCAGAGGUGUCCACCAUUGCAGAAAAGGUCUUGGCCGCUGUAAAUAACAAACUCUACAAGGAGGCCACCCAGCUCUGGGGUGAGGCAGAAAUGGUCAUUGAAAAGAAUGCUGAUGGGGUGAACUUCUAUAACAUCUUAACCAAAAGCACUCCCAACUCGGCCAUGGAAUCCAGCCUAGAGUUCAUGCCGAACCACUUAGCCCGUCUUUCUCAGCGCCACGUGAGACGCCUGCACCGAGACGCCCUAAGUCAGCUCAUGAACGGCCCCAUCAGAAAGAAGCUCGGAAUUAUUCCCAAGGAUUUCUCCUGGGGAGCCCAGUCUUCUUACGUCUUCAUGAACAUGGAAGAGGACUUCAUGAAGCCAGCCAUCAGCAUUGUGGACGAGCUGCUGGAAGCUGGGGUCAACGUGACCGUGUACAAUGGACAACUGGAUCUCAUUGUGGACACCAUGGGGCAGGAGGCCUGGCUGCGGAGGCUGAAGUGGCCAGAGCUGCCCAAAUUCAAUCAGCUGAGGUGGAAGGCACUGUACAGCAACCCCAAGUCAUCGGAGACGUCUGCUUUUGUGAAGUCCUACAAGAACCUGUCUUUCUUCUGGAUUCUAGGCGCGGGCCACAUGGUUCCCUCUGACCGAGGAGAGAUGGCUCUGAAGAUGAUGAGGCUGGUGACUCAGCAGGAGUAGGCCGCCCUGGACUUUGAUGAGCAGGGUUGGCCCUGGGGACACAGGAGCGAACCACGGACCUAGAGCUGUGGGGACCACCUGCAGCCCCCAAAUCCAGCACGGUCUGUGACUGCGAAGGCUCUCCAGCUCCCACAGAGGGUA
Molecule: messenger RNA, 1551 nt
Organism: Chinchilla lanigera (long-tailed chinchilla)
Lineage: Eukaryota; Metazoa; Chordata; Mammalia; Rodentia; Chinchillidae
Gene: Scpep1
Product: serine carboxypeptidase 1
Exons: 13
Coding region: 52-1410 (452 amino acids)
Biological process (GO): proteolysis
Molecular function (GO): serine-type carboxypeptidase activity
Source: RefSeq, a predicted model, not a curated record